AUGGAGACGAGGCGCCCCACUGCUGCAGGCACGGGCGACCUAAAGGCUCUCGGCCUAGGGCAUCUGCUCUCCAGUUGGCUGCCCACACCUUCCAAAAGGUUGACGCCUGCGGCUCUCCAACAGCCUGCACCCACGUCCAGCUGCCCUCUUGAGCCGCUGCCAACCAACCAACCUUCCUCGUCCAUCACUGCACCGCAAGCCGGGUGCUCGUGUGCCAGCCAACGCGAGCAGACCGACCAACACGCGUGGCGUCAUCUUGCUCCUCCCACAAGAUCCUCACAGCCCUCACCUGCCAUGCACCGAAUCGCCCAAGAGGAUGGUUGAAGGUUCGCAGAGGCGCCUCCUCGUGUGACGACCGAGCCAAGCCGAACAUACCGCCUGGAAGCCUUCCAGCACAGCGGCUGGCCCUGACGGCCCU
Messenger RNA from Microdochium trichocladiopsis, 418 nucleotides. RefSeq lists its product as uncharacterized. The coding region runs from base 1 to 324 and encodes 107 amino acids. Lineage: Eukaryota; Fungi; Ascomycota; Sordariomycetes; Xylariales; Microdochiaceae. The record is from RefSeq and is a predicted model, not a curated record. The transcript has a single exon.